UCCCUCGUUAUUUCCCCCAUUCUCGAUCUCGUUAUCUUAACCGCCUCCACUCGCCUCCAUUCUUCGCCACCUUCACUCUUAUUCCGUGCAAUUAGGGUUUCAACCGUCAUUUCUGUCUUUUUUUCCGAGAAUCGACGCUGGUUAUAUUGAAAGAUUCGAUUUUAGGGUUUUUAUAUUGAAUGUUGAUAUGAGGUUGGUGUUUCUUUUUUAUUCGGAGGGUUUUUUAUUGUUUCCGGUUUGAUUUGCUUUUGAGUUCCCGUAGUUGUGCUCCGGUGAUGCCGCGAAGUUCAAGACACAAAUCCAGCAAGCAUAGUUCCAGGGAUGCUAGGGACUACUCGGAUACGGAGAGAGAUUCGGGCUUAAAGGAGGAGAAAAAAACUAAGGAGGAGAACAAGCCUGGAUCCGGUGAGAAGAGAAAGCAGGACUCCAAGGAUACCGGCAAAGACCUAUGGAUUUCGGGGAAUGCAGAUUAUAUGGAGGAGCACAGUUCCUCAAAGCGCCGUAGAGAGAAGGUGGAUGAUGGAGCAAGUGACCGAUGGAAUGGAGGUGAAGAUGAUGGUAAAGGCGAUAAGAAGUCCAGGACUUCUAGUGAAUCGAAGAGUAAAAGACGAGAGGAUGCAGAAGGAGAUGAUACAAAGAGGAGUAGAAGUGAGGGGAGGCAUCGAGAAUCUAGUAGAAAGGAGGAAAGGGAGAGAGAAAAGAAAGUUAAAGAAGAAAAGAGUGAUAGGUCGAUUGAGAGCGAGGAACACCGCCCUGUGAGACAAUCCGCUGAAAGAACUGAUCCAGAUGUACUAGAUCGGUUGAAAAGUCCUGAAUCAGAGAGCCAGUUUGAUAGACGACUUAGGAUAAGGACGGAUGCUUCUGGUGAUGGGGAUAAGUGUCUGGAAGAUAAAGGAGAUAACUUGGACGGACAGUUGUCUGUAAGCAAUGGUACUGGCAAAGGUGGCAGAGUGAAAGAUGAGAAGCAUAAGGAUGAAAGAUACAAGGACAAAUAUCAAGAAGACAUAGACUGUGAAGACAAAUGGCAAGGUGAUAAGUUGAGAGAUGAUCGAUCAGUAAGUGAACAUGGUAAUUGUAAGUCUAGUGAGAAGCAUUUAAGUGAUGGAAAAGAUGAUGUGAAAGGUCAGCAGAAGAAGUCCAAGGCUCAAGAUAGUGACUUUGAGUAUGAUCGUGACCAUGAUAGAGAGUGUGAUCGUGACCAUGAUAGAGACUGUGAUCGUGAGCAUUAUAGAGAGCGAGACAUGGGACACGAGCGUGAACGUUAUCGUGACCAUUAUCGAGAACGUGACCGCAACCGUGAUCGUGAUUAUGAUUCUCAAUGGGACCGAGAUCUUGAUCGAGAUCGAGAACGUGAUCGUCGUUACAGUGAUCGGGACAAGGAUAGAGAUUGUGACUGGGAUGAGUUACAUGAUGAACGGAGGAGUGCUAGAUACAAAGAUAGUAAGGGAAGGAAGCGAUCUCCUAAUGAUCGAGAUGAUGGUACUGAUACAAAAUCUAGAGGGGCCAAGGUACACUAUUCAGACAUGGAAAAUAAAUUGACUUCUGGUAGAGUUGAGGUUGAUGCUGAUAGGGGAAGGUCUCAGUCACGUCCAGCCAAUUUAGAUGCAGUUAUGGUUAGCAGCAGAAGGAGGUCUUCUCCCAGCUCAAGUUCCCACGGUGGGACUGAUGAGUAUAGUGAUUUAUUGAGAAUAAUAAAGUUAUUUUCUCUUUCAGACAUUUGAAACAAGAU
Molecule: messenger RNA, 1729 nt
Organism: Hibiscus syriacus
Lineage: Eukaryota; Viridiplantae; Streptophyta; Magnoliopsida; Malvales; Malvaceae
Exons: 3
Coding region: 276-1721 (481 amino acids)
Source: RefSeq, a predicted model, not a curated record